AGCACGAGCAAAGCAAUAGCCAAGAUUGUAGAAACUUGAUAACCAAAACUAUCAUGGCUGUCGUUCCUGCCGUAGCACUAGCAGUACAACAUACCCCGGGUGUUUCAGUACCAGGGUGGCAGCUUCAUGGAAAUUUGGUAAGCAGAACACACGAAACUAGAGCCCUGGUAUCUACACCUUUCCAAUUUCAUAGAAAUUGGCGUCCUCUUAUCUACACCAAAAGACACAAAACUAUGGCCGCUACUGUUCCAAAAACACCACAAUCGGCGGCGAAGAAUCCAGAAUACACGUUUGUCAAUUUUACCAACAGUUCUGGCCAAACUCUAGUGCUAGAUGAGCACGUCAUUUGGAAAAGGGCUUCUGGUCUUCCAACACCAAUUCAUAAGCCGUAUAAAUUUAGCCACAUAGCAGAAAAAUUAUCGUAUCACAGGUUAAUAGGUUCAGUUGUAGGUCUUAAGUUCCAUAUCCGAGACAGCAACUGUACGUUGAUUGUUGCCUGGAGCCACACAAGUGUCUCGAACAAGGUGUAUGCUGAGAUCCUUCCAGCCGGCAUUGUUAAGGAUUGGAGUCAAAUCAAAAAAAGUCUUGCCUACUCGAAAAGCCAAUUCGACACUUACAACAACAAAUCCAAAAGCCAACAUGGAUACAGGUGUAUUCUUGAGAUUCAUCCAACCAGCGGUACGCCAACAGUGAAGGCAACAUUUACGAAGGCACUAUAAGAACCGCAGCCAACAGAAGAAUCGUGAGGCUGUCAAAAAUAAAUAAUAUGCGUGCUGGGAGGGUGCAGUACUAGUACUAUCUACUACUACAAUAAAUAAAUUUGACAGCCAGCAUACAACCACUACUGCAUGCUCUCAGUUUCUUAAGUAUUUAUGUAAAUCCUUCGUGUGUGUUUGUUAUAUGUCAAAUAUCCACCUCUGAAUUAAUUGAAAAGCCCUUCAUGCCAUGUCUAUAUAUGGCUAUAUGUAAUUUUCCAUCAUAAUAUGG
Messenger RNA from Theobroma cacao (cacao), 987 nucleotides. NCBI's taxonomy places the organism in Eukaryota, Viridiplantae, Streptophyta, Magnoliopsida, Malvales, Malvaceae. The record is from RefSeq and is a predicted model, not a curated record.